Oncorhynchus mykiss (rainbow trout) is the source of this 3812-nucleotide messenger RNA. Its product is annotated as E3 ubiquitin-protein ligase CBL. Gene Ontology annotation, molecular function: receptor tyrosine kinase binding; ubiquitin protein ligase activity; SH3 domain binding. The record is from RefSeq and is a predicted model, not a curated record. NCBI's taxonomy places the organism in Eukaryota, Metazoa, Chordata, Actinopteri, Salmoniformes, Salmonidae. Gene Ontology annotation, biological process: negative regulation of epidermal growth factor-activated receptor activity; cell surface receptor signaling pathway. Gene Ontology annotation, cellular component: membrane raft; plasma membrane.
ACAAGUGACCCAAAACAAAGAGAGAGAGAGAGAGAGAGGGGCCAGCCAGAGUCAGACUGAGACAUAAAAAAGUUUCCGUUGUGCUGCAAAGAGAAACUGGGGUCUAUAUCUGAGUAUGUUGUAGAUGAAAUCAGAGAGCGUUACGCCACAUGGGGUGAGAGAUAGUGCCUGGGCACAAGAGCGUAAAAUGUUGAGUAAGAAGGGGAGGAGAGAACAGGGGAGGAGAGGGGUUGAGAUUGUUUAGGAAGGGUGAGUGGUUAUUUGUCUGUCUUGUUCUGCCCUCCCUUGCUCUCUCUCUUUCAGGGUUUUCUCUUUAUACUUUCUCUUUACAAACUGAACGGGAAAGAGACAAAAAAAUAUCGGCUACUUCUGGAGAACUGACCAAGGAAAUUGAGGAUUUAUGAAUUGAGGACUUUAUGAAUGCAGGCUUGAAAAAACAACAUUUUUGAAAGAUUGUUUGUAAACAUUUUUGAGAGAUUGUUUGUAAACAUUUUUGAGAGAUUGUUUGUAAACAGUUUUGAGAGAUUGUUUGUAAACAGUUUUGAGAGAUUAUUUGUUUGCACUUUUCUGGACAAGACGUUUCCCCUCCACUCUUUCUAAACCACAGCAGCUGUCUCCAUUCCUGUUGGACUAUGGUAUAUUCUGGCGCUCUGCCCCUAUCUGGAUUUCCUGAUUUCAUUGGAUUAUUCUUUGGAUUACUGAGGAACACUGGUGAAGAUAUAUUGGAUAAAGUGUGCUCUUUUCAACUCAAGCUGUCAACCAUAAAGAUACAAUGACAUCAUUUACUAAGCUGUCCAUGCCAGACAUGACAGACAUCUAGACCACUCCCUCAUUCAACUGUCACAGAUAGGGCUGCCAGACACAAACCGCCAGGCUGCACUGAACAGAUCCCACUCGGACUAACACACCACAACCAGGAAUCUCUCCUCAGGACAAUGGCCACAGGAGGGAACGGGCUGGGAUCUGACCGGAGCCUGACAUCCACCUCCCAGCCGCCCAGUGCCUCUGACCGGCGGCAGGUGGACAAGGCCCUGAAGAGGCUGGAGAAGCUGCAUCGGCUGUGUACCAACCCCAGGCUGGGCCUGAGGAACAGCCCCCCGUACCUCCCCGAGGUGGUCUCAGAGACAGCCACGCUGCUCACCCAGGUGUGGGAGCCGUACAGGGGGCCUGCAGCAAGGGGGCAGGCCCCCCGGGGGGACGAGGGGGAGUAUCUGAGGAUCCAUGCAAGACACCUGCUGGAUAAGACUAACCGGGCCGUGCUGCUGUUUAAAGAGGGGCGCGAUAAGAUGUUCGAGGAGAUGUCCAGCUACAGGAGAAACUUGACCAAGCUGUCCCUGCUCUUCAGUCACAUGCUCUGGGAGCUGAGGGCCAUGUUUCCAGAGGGAAGCUUUCAAGGUGACACCUACAGGCUGACUAAGACAGAGGCCGGAGAGUUCUGGAGGCGAGCAUUUGGAAACAAGUGUAUUGUGCAGUGGAGCAGUUUUAAGCAGCAUCUCCGUAGGGUCCAUGGCUUUGAAGAGGGGAUGGAGUCCAUGGCUCUAAAGUCAACUGUAGAUCUCACCUGUAAUGACCACAUCUCAGUGUUCGAGUUUGACAUCUUCACCAGGCUAUUCCAGCCCUGGAGGUCUCUUCUGAGGAACUGGAACCAGUUGGCAGUGACCCACCCCGGCUACAUGGCCUUCCUCACCUAUGACCAGGUCAAAGCCCGCCUCCAAAACUACCUGCACCGGCCCGGGAGCUACAUCUUCCGUCUGAGCUGCACUCGAAUGGGCCAGUGGGCCAUUGGUCAUGUGACUGGUGAUGGAGGCAUCGUACAGACGAUCCCCCAGAAUACACCUCUCUACCAGGCCCUCAUCCAGGGCUUCAGGGAGGGCUGCUAUCUUUACCCUGACGGACGUGAUGUGAACCCAGACCUCACCAGUCUGUGUGAACCAGCACAGAGAAGCAGGGUCAAAGUCACAGAGGACGAGUAUGAGAUGUACUGUGAGAUGGGUAGUACCUUCCAGCUGUGUAAGAUCUGUACAGAGAGAGACAAGGACACACGCAUCCAGCCCUGCGGACACCUGCUGUGCCAACCCUGCCUCACAGGAUGGCAGAAGUCGGAUGGACACACCUGCCCAUACUGUCGCUGUGACAUCAGAGGGACAGAGUCCAUCCUGGUGGAGCCUUACCUGUCUGUCAGCGAGGAAGAGGAAGAUGAAGAUGACCUGGAGGAUGUAGAGCUAGUCAUGAAAAAACUGGCCUAUAUGAAGAGGAUGUCGUCUGAAGAGUACCAGUUCCCCAGCUCUCGCCUGGCUCCACCCCUCCCUCCCAAACACAGCACCUUCUCCCACUGCCCUUCCCCACAAGCCCCCUUACGGCCCUCCGAUAUACUGGCCAAAUACUCCCACUCUAACUCGCGUUCUGCUCACAAUGACACCCCCUCAGACAGAGCGCACACACACCACACUGCCAGCACGAAAAGAUGCCAGUGGGAGGAGCUAGCUAGUAGUGAGGAGGAGAAUUCUGGGGGGUUCAGACAUCCGCCCACUCUCCCAAUCUCUCACAGUGAGGAUUCUGUCUCAGAGCCAAACCUCCCCUCCUGUUCCGUCUCCUCCCAGUCCUGUGGAGAGGGUGGAGCAGCCUGGUUAGGGGCCUCAGAUUCAGUGAAACAGAAGAAGAGAUACAAAUAAAGGAGUGAAAGGAUGUCAGAGCUCGGGUACAGCCAGAGAGAGCGGGAGAGAACCAUGUCCUCCUGACGCUGGGAGAAAAGAUAAGCACAACAUCUCUGACUGACUCAAGAAUGGAUGGAUAAUUGGAAUAAGAAAGGUCGAUUUCCACUGUUCCUGGUAAACAGCCAUUGUUAAUCUUAUGUACAUGUAUCUUAUGUAUGCCUUAAUAUGGAUGGAGAAUGCCCUGUUGAUCUACUAAUAAUGACAUCAAAGUGAAUGGAGAAGGACAGACUGAUGGAGCAACUCACUGAUGCCCUCUGCUGCACAGCACACAGAGUAAGCGGCAGCACAGCAAACAGGGUAAGCGGCAGCACAGCAAACAGAGUAAGCUGCUGCACAGCACACAGAGUAAGCGGCAGCACAGCAAACAGGGUAAGCGGCAGCACAGCAAACAGAGUAAGCUGCUGCACAGCAAACAGGGUAAGCUGCUGCACAGCAAACAGAGUAAGCUGCUGCACAGCAAACAGGGUAAGCUGCUGCACAGCAAACAGAGUAAGCUGCUGCACAGCAAACAGGGUAAGCUGCUGCACAGCAAACAGAGUAAGCUGCUGCACAGCAAACAGAGUAAGCUGCUGCACAGCACACAGAGUAAGCUGCUGCACAGCAAACAGAGUAAGCUGCUGCACAGCAAACAGAGUAAGCUGCUGCACAGCACACAGAGUAAGCUGCUGCACAGCAAACAGAGUAAGCUGCUGCACAGCAAACAGAGUAAGCUGCUGCACAGCACACAGAGUAAGCUGCUGCACAGCAAACAGAGUAAGCUGCAGCACAGCAAACAGAGUAAGCUGCUGCACAGCAAACAGAGUAAGCUGCUGCACAGCACACAGAGUAAGCUGCUGCACAGUUCCAAUAACAGGUCAAAUCCUUCCAUUGCUUGAUGUGUGUAUGUAGGGCAUUGAAAAUAUGCUACCUCAUAAUUUACCCCAUACUUAAAACAUAUUGCAAACCUAGGCUUUAAUUCAUGACUGCAAAUUACAGUGUGGGGCAGAGUCCUUCAGAACUUUGUCCAGGAUGUAUGGCUAGUACGGUAUAUAGCCUACAUACUGAAGUUGUAUGUUAAUAUGAUCAAACAUGAAACCCAAAUAAAUAUUUUGCACGUCC